GUGGGGCAGAAGUGUUUGAAAUCAAGAACACUGCCGGCAACUGUGGCUGGCCAUGGAUCUGCAUUGUGUGAUUCGGAGGAUGAACAACCUUCAAGUGGUUCGGAGAUGUUGGAUAAAAUGACUUCGGAUUCAAAAGAAGAUGAAAAUGGGAAUUUCAACGGUGAAUUGUUUGAUUCGCCUGAACCAGCAUCAAAGAAACAAUCUGUGGAGGAGAUGAAAAGCCCUUCUGGAGAAAGCGACUUGUAUUUAGGUGAAAACUGCUUAAGACCUCGACAAAUAUCUUUUCGGUCAUCUGAGAAUGAAGAUUUUAAUGAAAAGUCUACUUUGAUUGGAAAACCUGAUGCUUUGGAUGAGAAAAAGGAAGUGGCAAAGACAGAGACUACUUUCGGGAACAAUGGUUUGGAUAUGUUCAGUGAAAAGUGCUUAAGAUCUCGAAAAAUACCAUUCUUCGUUGUUGGGGGUCAAAAUGAAACAAAAUCUUCUUCGACUGAAUCGCCUGUUUUGGGGGAUAAACAGUUACCAACAAGGAGUAAGACUUCUGCUUUGUCCGCGAAGAAGGAGAAGAAUGGAAGGAAAAGCACAUCGAUCUUUAUCGGCGAGCCAGUUCCUGAUGAGGAAGCUCGAGAAAGGUGGCGUUGGCGUUAUGAAUUAAAGAGUCAAAGAUCUAAAGGUCAAAGCUGGAUAUUAAAUGCUGAUGAAGAGGAUGAAACAAUUUUAAAUGUGGAAUGCCAUUACACUCAGGCCAAUGUUGAUGGUUCUAUCUUCAGUCUUGAUGAUUGUGCCUAUAUAAGGGGUAACGAAGGACAGAAACAUGUCGGUAGGAUCUUAGAAUUUUUCAAAACAAUGGAGGGAGAAGAUUAUUUUAGAGUCCAGUGGUUCUUCAGGGCUGAAGAUACGGUUAUAAAAGAGGCAGCGGCUUUCCAUGACAAAAAACGUUUAUUCUACUCCACUUUAAUGAAUGACAAUCUAUUAGAUUGCAUUAUUUCAAAAGUCCAUGUUGGAUUAAAGACCAACUCUAUUGCGCCACUGGACUUUUAUUAUGAUAUGGAGUAUUGUGUGGAAUAUUCAACAUUUCGCAACUUGCUGACUGAUGACUCUGUAAAAAGCCAUGAUUUAUCCUCAGCUAAUUAUAAUGACACUCUCCAUUCAACGGUUACUAUGACUCCAUUGGAAGAUUUGUCCAGUUCUGAACCUUGUAAAGCCGCCCUGACAUUGCUUGACCUUUACUCUGGAUGUGGUGGAAUGUCAACUGGAUUGUGCCUUGGCUCCAGACUUUCUAGUGUUAAUAUUAUGAUGAAAUGGGCAGUUGAUUUUGAUAGAUCUGCAUGUGAUAGCUUGAAACUGAAUCAUCCAGAGGCACAAGUUAGAAAUGAAGCUGCUGAGGAUUUUCUGGAAUUAUUGAAGAAAUGGGAAAAGCUAUGCAAAUGGUACGUCUUCGAUGAUUUAGACAGAAAGCUUCAAUCUAGAUCAGAUGAUGUGGAAGAAGCCAAAACCAAUAUAGAUACCCCACUGGAUGCUAAGAUUCCUGCUGGAGAAUAUGAAGUUUCACACCUAGUUGAUAUUUGUUAUGGUGAUCCCAACAAAACCGGCAAGCGUGGGCUAAAAUUUAAGGUGCGGUGGAAGGGAUGGGAUUCAAAUGAAGACACAUGGGAGCCAAUUGAAGGGUUGAGUAAUUGCGAAGAACGGAUACGGGAUUUUGUUAGGAGUGGAAUGAAAUAUAAAAUCUUGCCACUUCCAGCUGAUGUUGAUGUUAUUUGUGGUGGCCCUCCAUGCCAAGGCAUCAGUGGCUUUAAUCGCUUUAGAAAUAUUGAUGACCCGUUGGCUGAUGAAAGAAAUCGUCAAAUAAUUGUCUUCAUGGACAUAGUGAAAUUCUUGAAGCCCAAGUAUGUAUUGAUGGAAAAUGUGUCUGACAUCUUAAGGUUUGACAAAGCUUCUCUUGGAAGAUAUGCAUUAAGUCGUUUGGUGCAUAUGAGAUACCAAGCAAGGCUUGGAACUAUUGCUGCCGGGUGUUAUGGUCUUCCACAAUUUCGCUUGCGUGUUUUUCUGUGGGGCGCUCUUGCUACUGAGAAAUUGCCCCAGUUUCCCCUUCCUAUAUAUGAUGUUGUUGUCAGAUAUUGGCCCCCGCCUGAGUUUGAGCGAAAUACUGUUGCUUAUGAUGAAGGUCAACCUCGGGACCUUAAAGAGCCUGUCAUUCUUCGGGAUGCCAUCUCUGAUCUUCCAGCUGUCACAAACUAUGAAGUCCGUGAUCAGAUGAUGUACGAAAGGCCUCCUGAAACAGAGUUUCAAAAAUAUAUGAGGUUAACUAAAUACGAGCUGAUGGGUUUUGCUUCAAGUGAAGUUGCAAAAUCAGAAAGUUCUGUGCUGUAUGAUCAUCGGCCUUAUCAAUUAUUCGAGGAUGAUUACUUACGUGUUUGUCAAAUUCCACACAGAAAGGGAGCAAAUUUCAGGGACCUUCCUGGAGUAGUUGUGGGAGUUGACAAUGUCGCUCAUCGUGAUCCCAAAAAAGAGUCAAUUAUACUACCAUCUGGAAAGCCUUUGGUACCAGAUUACGCCUUCACUUUUGAACAAGGAAAGUCUAAAAGGCCAUUUGCAAGAUUAUGGUGGGAUGAGACAGUGGCAACAGUAGUAACUUUCCCCAAUUGUCACAACCAGGCAGCAUUACAUCCAGAGCAGGAUCGAAUUCUCACCAUCCGGGAGUAUGCAAGAUUGCAAGGGUUUCCAGAUUUUUAUAGGUUUUGUGGAAGUGUAAGAGAAAGGUACUGUCAGAUUGGUAAUGCUGUUGCUGUUCCUGUAUCACGAGCCUUGGGAUUUUCCCUUGGGAUGGCCUUUCGCAAGCUGAGCGGAGAUGAACCACUCGUGACCCUACCAUCUAAUUUCUCAUUCCAACCACCACCAGCUGAUGAAAUUGUUGCCUCGGCAAACUGAUGGUAUUUAUCAGUGCUGUGCAUACCUUCCAAUUAUCUCAUGUGACUUAGAGAACAUCUACCUGAUUGUUGACCCAUGUUCCCAUCCUCAAAUUUUGAAACUGCUCAGUUAGAAGUCUAACCUUGUGCCAGGAUCUCCGGGCCAAGGGGACAGUCUCAUGCAAACAUCAUGAUGGCAGCGUUCAUCUUGAGCCAGGAUCAAACUCUUGCUGAGAAAGCUAAUUCGGAUUCCUUAUUCCUUGUGUCAUUAAUUAAGCUUCUGUGUUCGUAGGCAAAGUGGAUUCGGAUAUGUCUUUCAUUUCAAGUAAGUGCAACCCCAACCUCGCAAGUUGUUCCAUGAACAUGCUUCAAUGCUUGGGGUUUGUCAAGUGCAUUACCAAGCAAAUUAAGAUUAUCUAAGCGGAAACUAGUGGAAAAGGGCAACCAUGACGAGGCAUUUUUUCAACAAAAAUACAUUUUCACGAGAAGUUUAUCCGGCUGAGUGUACACUAAAUUCUGUAGGCUUUACAUUACCCAUUUGCCCAAUCAAGGGCGGAUGUAGCUCUCCGGGCUGCAGUGGCAGCUUGUGCUGCAUAUUUUGAUGUCCCGUGGGUUGAUACUUGAUAGGCUGUCUAUUUAAUGAAUACGGUAAUUUCUGCAAAAAAGUCAUUAAGCUUAUCAGUUUACGUGUAGAGAAUGGACCAUGGUCUGCACUGGGAGAAAAUACUGGGUGUAACGAUGACACCAUGUCCUCCAAUAAUAAAUUUACAAAUGGAUAAGGUGAAUGUCACUUGAG
Ilex paraguariensis (yerba mate) is the source of this 3699-nucleotide messenger RNA. NCBI's taxonomy places the organism in Eukaryota, Viridiplantae, Streptophyta, Magnoliopsida, Aquifoliales, Aquifoliaceae. The record is from the annotation of a GenBank genome assembly.